AUGGUCGAGGAGCAGCUAAAGAGCCUCCAGAGCGACCGCAAACAUGUUAGCGAUGGAGAUUUCCAGCUGCAGAGUAAUAAUCUCACCAUGGACUUAGAUAACAACAUCAAUAUCAACAUGCCAUCCAUUGAGAACAAGGUGUUCAUUAUUCAGCGGGCCUGGCGUGACUUCCUCCAGAGACAGGAAGCGGAGAAACGGAGCCCCUCCCCACCCUCCCUCGCCUCCUCUGACAAGAUGAGCAUGUCGGUCAGCAUGACAACUCUGUCCGACGGCAGCACCCCAGUAAGUCACACCUAUCCAUCUUUAUGCAGUGCAGUGUAG
Molecule: messenger RNA, 321 nt
Organism: Solea senegalensis (Senegalese sole)
Lineage: Eukaryota; Metazoa; Chordata; Actinopteri; Pleuronectiformes; Soleidae
Product: IQ domain-containing protein J-like
Exons: 4
Coding region: 1-321 (106 amino acids)
Source: RefSeq, a predicted model, not a curated record